Messenger RNA from Strongylus vulgaris, 357 nucleotides. The record is from the annotation of a GenBank genome assembly. NCBI's taxonomy places the organism in Eukaryota, Metazoa, Nematoda, Chromadorea, Rhabditida, Strongylidae.
AUGUUAUCCGUUACGAUAUUGGAGGCACAUGGGCUUCCGGCGAUGGAUCGUAAUGGCAUGUCGGAUCCUUAUGUAAAACUAAGUAUUUUGCCAGAAAGGAAGCAAAAAUAUGAGACAAAAAUCAUUCGGAACUCUCUGAAUCCCGUCUAUAAUGAGACAUUCCUCUUUACGCUUCCGUUCAAUGAACUCCAAUCGAAAACGUUAAUGUUGACUGUCUACGACUACGAUCGAUUGUCGAAAGAUGACAAAAUGGGUCAAUUAUCGAUUCCCCUCGAAUCGAUCGAUUUCGGUACAACAACGGAAAUAUGCCGUUAUUUAUGUAAACCGGAGAAUGACGAUGACGUGAGUGCUUUAUGA